ACAGUGUUUUAGUCAUGGCCGACGACUGCAGAAGACAGGCGUUCGAACUGGAGAGAAGGAUUUUUGAGUUGGACAAUAAGUGCGCCAGCCUCAGAACCGAGAAACAAGAUGAUGACUAUUUACAGAAUGCUUCUUCGAUACUAGACAAGUUGAAAAGCUUUUACAGACAAGGGGGGGAGAGUAACAGUCUGCCUAAACUGCUUCAGGAUUACACUCAGGUGAUCCUGGACAUCACAUUCUAUGAGGAAAACAAGCUGGUGGACCAGGAGUUCCCAGAGGACUGCUCACCCUUUAAGAUCCAACAGCUGCUGCAGGACCUCACAGAGCCAGAGGUGUUGGCCGGUAGACUUGUCCCGGCCCAAGAGGUGCAGUCAGUGCUGGGGCUAGAGGUGUUAGAGUGCCUCUACUGGAGACGUGGAGCACUGCUUUACAUGUACUGCCACACACUCCACCAACGUAAGCAGUGGAUCAAGAAGAACAAAGCCACUUUCCUCAAGUGUCUUCAGGAGGGUGUACGUUACCUAAUGAGGAUGCUGCAGGUGAGGAACUCCAUGAAGCUCAACGAUGGGGUGGUGUUUCACGACUCUGCAACCGCUAACUUCCUGGCUGAAGGCAUCUUCUCAGACACCCACCUGCUGACGAUGAUGUACAUAGGGGAGAUGUGUUUCUGGGCAGUGAAGUACGAGGACUGCAGCGUGGAUUCCACGGAACGCAAAGAGGACCGGCUUCACUUCCGGGACAUUGGGACGCAGAUCCUGCACAAAUACGUGCUUGUCUGUGACGGCCCUCUUCAGGGCCAGGGCUGGAACACAGAGAAUGCCAAGGAAAUCUUAAGUAUUUUACAGUGAACCAGGGAGGGCUAUGGGUACAAGUUUCCUUUAGGCACUGAUCUAGGAUCAGAUUAUCAAACCCCACAUUGUAAUGCUAAGCAUUACGGGAGGAGGAAUCUGAUGGAUUAGUUUCUAGGGUGAACUUCUUUCUCUUCUGAAAGGCUCCGGCUGACUGAUGGGAUGAAGUUUGGGGCAAGGGUAGGUAAAGAAUGAAAGAGUAGGGAGGGAUGUUAAUGAAAUGUGAGUCUCCCCAUCUCCUGCAAGAAGCACUUAUCUUCCAGAUUUCAGACUGUUGGUUGGGCAUGUGUUUUGCUCUGAGAAUGUGGUAGAAUAAUAAUUAUAUUAAAAUAAGAUUAUUAACUAAUUAAAUUGUAAAUUUAAAAAAAAAAAAGUAUUGUUUGAAGAUAAAUCAUAAUCUAGCUUGUAAUGUAACAUUGCACAGCAACUGUUUUUUAUUUAUUGUUUUAAUUAUUUUUGUUAUGUUUUAAAUUAAUUGCAUUUAUAUAUAUAUUGAGGGGGGGGGUACACAGAGUUGGUGACUGAAUUAUUCAUGACCAUUUUCGAGUAUGUACAGUUUUUUUUUGUUGAAACAUCUGCUUUGUAAUAUGCAACUUUUUUUUUUUUUUCUUAAAGAAAAUUGACCUCACUUGGACAAAUAGUAAUGUCCCAGUGACAGGAACUUUGAUAUUUUGAUAGUAUGCAUUUAAAUGCAGAUUCUGUGUUCUUUUUGGAAGAAAGAAAAAAACAUUUCAUUUUUUUUUUUGUCGUCAUUGAAAAUAAAUAUGUUGGAUUAAAAUGUGUAGUAAAAAACAACUACAAUAACCACAAUGCACCUCUCCCACAAGGUAGUGAGUGGGGAAUUUUUGUAAACUCGGAGAAUGAUCGAGGCCUCUAGUGGUCAAAAGGCAGAUUUAGCAUGGGCAGCGCCAUUGAGGGCUUCCGCCGUUUUAAAGUAGUCAACUGAGUGGGGAUUCCUAUGGGUUGUAGCCAUAAUGGUGCUGCCCAUUCUAUCACAGACAUAAAAAUUACUAUUCUCUGGCGGUAACAAGAAAUGUCAGAUUUGCUUUCAACUUCUAUUUCACAGUACCGAUUUGAGCUUUGAUAAGUGAUGUUUAGCACAUUGAGGAUAGCUUAGACGCUUUAUUGUCACAUCGAAAGGAGGUGGAAGGAAGUCAGUUGGUGGAAGUCUCAGACAGUUCAGAGACGGGUGCUUCAGUGGAAGGAAAUACAUCAAUCAAGAGCAUGCAUACACCAGUGAAAAUGCACAGGCAGGCUUUUGGGUCUGUUUACCCGGUUACGUUCUUAACAAAUAGUAAUUACUCAAAUGGACGACUACAAAAGGCUCAAGCCAAGUUUAUUUAUCCCAUUGGGUCAUACAGCUGCAGAGACAAAAUACAAGUUACACAAGCGUAUAUACUGAACAAAAACAAAUUAUUUUAAUGAGUUACAGUUUAUAUAAGGAAGUCAGUUAAUUGAAGUAAAUUCAUUAAUCCCUAAUUGAUUUCACAUUACUAAGAAUACAGAUAUGCAUCUUUGUCACAAAUACCUUAAAAAGGAGUGGUGUGGAUCAGAAACCAGUCAGUAUCUGGUGUGACCACCAUUUGCCUCAUGCAGCGCAAUCUCCUUUGCAUAGAGUUGAUCAGGUUGUUGAUUGUGGAAUGUGCCACUCCUCUUUAAUGGCUGUGCGAAGUUGCUGUAUAUUGUUGGGAACUGGAACACAUUGUCGUACACGUCAAUUCAGAGCAUCCUGAACAUGGGUGACAUGUCUGGGCGGGGAGGAAGAGAGCCAGUGUGAAGCAGCAGAGUCUCAGCAGCAACCUCUUAAUCCUGGAAAGAACGGACCAAUCAGGACAGCUAUAUUUCAGUCCCGCCCCUCAGGUCCAGGAAGUAUGUCAGGAGGUGGAUGAGUUCAUCUAUGUGGCCAAUGCAGAGACAAGAAGAGGUAACACCAAGACUCCAACACAUUCCUCAUACUUGCUCCUAUUCCUAGGCCCUUGUUGCCAGCCAGAUAAUCUUGUCAAGCUAUCGCAACAUCAGGCUGGUUCCACCAGGCUACCUUCCAGGACCAGAUCCAGGGAAAGAUCAGGCUCGUUCCACCAGGCUACCUUCCAGGACCAAAUCCAGUGAAAGGUGGUGAGGGGGAGGCGUCUCAGAUCCAGGCAUUGGUGGACCCUGCCUAGUGUUCAUCCUCCAGAACCCUCCUUGUCCUGACUUUUGUGUCCGGAGAGGAACCAGACCCAAUCAGAACCACUAGUCCCAGUAAUGCUAGAUUAAAGACCAGGACCCCCAGUGUGGAUAUUGCACAGAGGCUCUGCCUGUGCCUGCUGCCCAACCCCUGGAUUGUCUGUCUGUGUAGUGUCUGUCUGUCUCUGUGUAGUGUCUGUCUAUGUAGUGUCUGUCUGUCUAUGUAGUUUCUGUCUGUCUAUGUAGUGUCUGUCUGUCUCUGUGUAGUGUCUGUCUAUGUAGUGUCUGUCUGUCUAUGUAGUUUCUGUCUGUCUAUGUAGUCUGUCUGUCUGUCUGUCUGUGUGUCUGUCUGUCUGUGUAGUCUGUCUGUCUGUCUGUCUAUGUAGUGUCUUGUCUGUCUGACUUACCUUUAUUUAACUAGGCAAGUCAGUUAAGAACAAAUUCUUAUUUUCAAUGAUGGCCUAGGAACAGUGGGUUAACUGCCUGUUCAGGGGCAGAACGACAGAUUUGUACCUUGUCAGCUCGGUGAUUUGAACUUGCAACCUUCCGGCUAUGUAGUGUCUGUCUAUGUAGUAUCUGUCUGUCUCUCUGUGUAGUGCUUGUCUGUCUGUGUAGUGUCUGUCUGUCUGUUUAUGUAGUCUCUCUGUUUGUCUGUCUGUCUAUGGUCUAUGUAGUCUGUCUGUCUGCUGGGCUGCUCUGGUCUCAGGCUGUAGCUAUCUGUCAGAGGAUCCUGUCUGCUGGGGGGCUGUGGUCUCAGGCUGUAGCUAUCUGUCUAAGGAACUACCUUUAGCACAAAUGCUUCUGAAGGAAUGUUCUACCUCUGAUGUGCCUUGUUUCAAUGAAUCGCAAAAGAAAAAGUCAUUAUUGGGUAAAUAUUAUUUAAUAACCCUGUAGUAAUUUUUUUGUGAAUAAGUAGUGGGUUGUGAAACAAAACAGAAGUGAAGAGAACUACUGUUUAACUGUAGCUACGGUACUUUAGUGAAGAUAAUGAAGGGUUUUGGUUAUCACAUUAUUUUCUUCUACUACUACUGCGUAGUUUAGAAGCAUUUAGAAUCAUAUUGAUGUGACAAGGAAUUAUGGGUAAAAAAAUAUAUACCUUUAUUUCAGCAAAUCAUGCAAUUUUCUUUCAUUUCUUUCAUAUAAGUUAUUUUUUUUUUAUACUCCAAAGUAUUAUGCUUUUAUUUUCUUUCAUUGUUUAAAUUCAUGUUCUAAAUUACCACUGCACAAGUUGUUAUUAAGCAACUGAAAGCCUUUGGUGGGUCACAGCACAGAAACGUUGGUGAGCUGUGCGUCUGGAACAGUGAAAGGUGUUUGCUUCGUAGUCAAUCAGUAGUUCACAGGCCAACCCUUUAAUUUCUUCCUUAAUCUGCACCAUGAAAAACAACAAGAAAAGAAGAAAAAAUGGACAGGUGAAACAUCUCUCCACUAGGCACCUGUAUUCCUUCUACUGUGUUUUCAGAUGAGCGCAGACUGGAAGGAGAGGAGACAGAGGAAGUCAUUUUAAAGUAUUGAGAUGCACCCCUCUGGCUCAGGCAGUGGUACAACAUGCUACUCCAAGUUCUCUGUGGUUAUUUUCCUCUGAGGUCAGCAUUGGCACACUAAACUGAAUUCACAUCUGUCUGAUGGGGGGAGGACAAUGUUCCUAUUUACACCACAAUGUGGCAGGCCUGCUCCUGCUUCUCAGGGCCAGGGGAAGCUGUAGAAUGUAGACUAGUUGCAGCUUGGUUUACUACGUUUUGGGCAUGGGGGUUGCGCUGUGACCCCCCUGAAAACAAAUUAAAAUGAAAACUCAAACCAUACAUUUCUAAACACAAUCAAGAAUGUACUGUAGCAACCCUGUGUUUAUAAGCACCAAUAUCAACUCUGCCACAUGAGCACACUUUUGUGGCACAGCACGAUGGGCUAUGGCCGGAAGGUUGGCGGUUUGAAUACCACCACGGACAAGCUCACUUUCCCUGCUUGUUAACUGUUGAUAAAAGUAUGGAGGUUAUUGUCUGAUACAAUACAUUAGAGCUGGAAUCCUUAAUAGUGAAACUGCCACAUCCGUUUCGGAUAUUACAACAACAAAGAAGUUAUUGCAAACAACUAACACUUUACCCCCUCGCUUGGACAAUAUGGCAGAAUUUGUGCUGCAGUUUUAGCAUGCUGCUCAACACUCAUCACCUUUGUUUUGUCUACAAUGUCUUCUUUCAUAAAUCAUGUUCAAUUACAGCACUUGAAAAUUG
Messenger RNA from Oncorhynchus nerka (sockeye salmon), 5239 nucleotides. Its product is annotated as RAB7A-interacting MON1-CCZ1 complex subunit 1-like. The transcript has 8 exons. Bases 15 to 848 code for a protein of 277 amino acids. Lineage: Eukaryota; Metazoa; Chordata; Actinopteri; Salmoniformes; Salmonidae. The record is from RefSeq and is a predicted model, not a curated record. Gene Ontology annotation, biological process: mitophagy.